AUGGAGGGAGUUGACGAGCUCGAUGCCAUAAAAAAUUAUCUCACCGAACUUAACCGCUCAGCGCAGAGCUUACAAAAUACAAAUUACCACCGCAGUGUGUUGAAGGCUUCCUCAAGGAAGGAUCAACAUGAGAAGAAUCCCUUCCUCCGAUCCAUUCAAAUGAAUAAAGACGUGGAGAAUCAAUUCAGGUGCAUAGAUCUUGUUAGCCACUCGAACGACUCGCAGAGUGUGAGUACGUCUGAUGACCUCUCUGAGGGGGAUAGAAGAAGUAGGCGAGGCAGCACAACAAGGAGAGCACUUCAAGUCGAGCAACGAAGAAAAAAAAAAACAACUUCGCUACCAAAGGGAGGGGGGGAAAAAAAAGACAUUCGCUUUUCACUUGAGAACAGAAGCAGUGUGCAGGAAAGAAACAAAUGCGGGGAAUCCAACACGUGUGUUGCUUCUCUUUACAGACAGGGGGACACACAAACAAGGCUCGUUCCGUGUGGAGCGGCCAAGAAGCGGGAGGAGGGCGAAUAUAGCAAAAUGGGGAGCUCCGCCUUGCGAGGAGGCCAUAACGAAAUAGGGAAGCCCCCCCUGUGCACAGAUCAGCGGAAGGAAAUCAAAGAGGGACAAACGAAGCAGACGGAGCAAGUGAAGCAGACGCAACACACACCCAACUUCUCCAACGAGCGGGAAAGGGAACUCUUCCAAUACUUAAUUGUAAAGGCAAAUGACGAAAUUGAAAACAUCAGCCUGAGCUUGGGCAAGAAGUAUGAGGAAGAACUUAUGAACAAAGUGAACAGCAUAAAAGGAUCGUACGAAAAUAAAAUAAAAAAAUUGUCCAAUGCGAGGAAAUGUCUUUGUGAUGAGAAGGAAAAAAUGGUGAAGGAGGAUAAGAACAACAAAGAGGUCAUAAAAAAAUUGGAAAAAAAAAAUAUAUUGUUGCUACACCAGAUGGAACAAUUAAAAAAAAAAUUUCAUCUUGUUUGUGAUGCAACAGUACAAAAGGGGAUGCCAAAAUGGAAUACUGAUAAAGUGGGAAUGGGUACAAUGAGAGAUGGCCUUUGUCGAGAAGGUCCCCUAGUUAAAGAUUAUGAAAAAAAGAUAAGCAAGCUAAAUGAGCAGCUGAACCGAACACAUGGAGAGUGCUUAACUUUUAAAACCAUGUGGAGUAACCUACAACGGGAAGUGCGGGGGUGUCUUACCGCCAAAAAGGAAGUAGAGGAAAAAUGGGCUCAUCUGAAAGGGGAAAAUUUCAAGAUGGAGGCGGAGAAUGACCGCCUGCGGGCCGAACUGAGAAAAGCCAAGUUGAGCGUCCGGCAGUUCAAGGAAGACCAUGCAGACGAGUGCCAGAAGAAGGAUCACCUCCUCGCGUGCCAUAAAACAGAAGAAAAGAAGCUGAAAGAAGAUCUGCAAAGUUACAAAAUGAAGUGCGCACUGUUGGAAAAUAGAAACCAGGAGCAGCUAUUUGAAAAAAAGUGCAAAAUGCUAGAAAACGCGCUGAAAGAUGCUGAAAAUGAGAAGAGCCUUUGCGACAGGAUCUGCGAAAAGAACGAAAACAUACAGAGAGACAUGCGCAUCGAAAUAAAGACCCUAAAGAACGAACUCUACGAGUGCAGAAAUAAAGCUUACAAAAUUAGUAAAUCGGGACUUCACAUUCCCGAGGGGGGAAUAUUCUAUGGAGACUGGAAUGGGAUGGAGGCAAAAGGAAAGCAGGACACAACGCAAAAGAUAAAAUCCGUACAGAAACAACUUACACUGCUCAAACUUGAACGUAGUAACAAAGAAGCUGAAUUAAAAAGGUGUCCACAGCAUGGGGGAAGAACAGAAGAAGUGCGAAGAAGGGAAUGCCUCAGCACGAGGCUCCAAUGCAUCGAUGACAAAAUAAAAAUGCUUGAUGGGACUUUAAAAAAGAUUCAAAUGAGCAUCGGUGAUCACGUUACAUGA
Messenger RNA from Plasmodium fragile, 1929 nucleotides. RefSeq lists its product as uncharacterized. NCBI's taxonomy places the organism in Eukaryota, Apicomplexa, Aconoidasida, Haemosporida, Plasmodiidae. The record is from RefSeq and is a predicted model, not a curated record. The transcript has 11 exons. Bases 1 to 1929 code for a protein of 642 amino acids.